AUGUUGAGGUACCUCGCUACAGGUUCGUUUUUGUUGUGUGUUUCUGACUUCGCUGGAGUCAGUGAAUCAUCAGCCUGUCGUUACGUUCACCAAGUUUGCAGAGCCAUAGCGAGGCAAAGGCUAAAUUUCAUUUCAUUCCCAACUAAUGACGUUGAUGAAAAGAGGAUAGUCAAUGAAUUUUACAGACUAAGUAGAUUUUCAAGGGUAGUAGGAGCUGUUGAUUGCACCCACAUACAAAUUCAGUCACCAGGUGGAGAUAAUGCAGACAUUUUUAGAAACCAGAAAGGUUGGUUUUCUAUCAAUAUCCAAUGCGUCUGUAAUCCAUGGCUCAAAAUUAAGGACAUAGUGGCGCGAUGGCCAGGAUCAUGCCACGAUCAAAUAAUUUUUGAUAACUCUAAUGUUAAACAUACAUUUGAGACAGGAGUCAUAAAAGGCUACAUCUUAGGUGACGGUGGCUAUGAAGUUAAGCCCUACCUUAUGACUCCUAUUCUCAAUCCUACCACACGAAGCCAGCAAUUGUAUAAUGAGAGCCACAUCAGGACAAGAAAUGUAAUUGAAAGAUGUUUUGGUGUUAUGAAAAGGAGAUUCCCCGUUCUCAGUAAAGGAUUAACAGUAGACUUGAAAAAUACACAAGCAAUAAUAGUUGUAUGUGCUGUUCUACAUAAUGUUUGUAUUUAA
This is a messenger RNA of Macrosiphum euphorbiae (potato aphid), 678 nucleotides long. Lineage: Eukaryota; Metazoa; Arthropoda; Insecta; Hemiptera; Aphididae. The record is from the annotation of a GenBank genome assembly.